Molecule: messenger RNA, 1182 nt
Organism: Trematomus bernacchii (emerald rockcod)
Lineage: Eukaryota; Metazoa; Chordata; Actinopteri; Perciformes; Nototheniidae
Product: calpastatin-like
Exons: 13
Coding region: 1-1182 (393 amino acids)
Cellular component (GO): cytoplasm
Molecular function (GO): calcium-dependent cysteine-type endopeptidase inhibitor activity
Source: RefSeq, a predicted model, not a curated record
AUGGACUCCUCAUCAGCUCCUCCUGCACAGAAAGCCCCUGUGUGUCCUCCUGCUAACAAAUUCAUGCAGGAGAAAAUCCCUGAUGAUUUCUCUCUGGAGGCUGCAACUGCCACGGAGGGCAAACACAAGAAGGAGAUGAGUGUAUUUGUAGGAGAGAGGGAAGACUCCAUUGCUCCAAAAUACAGGUUUAAUAAGGUAGAGGACUUGUCAGCUCUGGAUAUGCUUUCUGAAGACUUUGUGUCUGCAACCAAAGCUUCUGGAGUUCAGGCACCUGCCCCUCCUGCAACCAAGAAAAAGACACCAGAGAGAACGGUUUGUCCUCUGGAGCGCCCUAACAAAGUUGACGUCAUCCAUGUACAACCACGACAGCCAAAACCCAAGACUGAUAAGGGUGACUCCUUCUCUCUGGAUGCUCUCGGUGCUCUCAGUGACACGCUGCCAAAAGACCUCCUUAAAGCUGAACUCCCCAAACUCAGACCUGAGGACAUCAUCUCGGUAGAUCUGCACUCUGUCUGCAGAGAGAGGGAUGACUCCAUUCCUCCAGAAUACAGGUUCAAUGAGGGACGCAAAAAACGGCCUUCUCCUAAACCUGAGCCCUCCAUCAACACUGGUGAUGCUCUGGACUUUUUAUCUGGAGACUUUGCGUUUUCCUCAUCCGCUCCUGUGGUCCAGGCUCCUGUCAUCACCCCCUCAGUCCCCCCUGCACAGCCCUCUGCAGACUUUGCUCUGGACGCCUUGGCGGGAGACUUUGGCGCCGUUUACAUGAGGAGAAAACUGCUUCUGGCCGCAGGAGCAGACCAUUUCCUGGAGGCCCUGGAUGCUCUGUCAGACACCUUGAAGGACAUCACACCCGUCCCUAUGCCCGCCCCAGUUCCUACAAAAGACCUCGUCAAUGAGGAGAAGCUGAAAGAAGAAAGGCUGAUUAAGAUGGGGGAGAGAGACGACACGUUGCCACCAGAGUAUCGACCCACUGGGGUAAAAAACAGUCUUAUAUCUCCCUUUGUUUCUGUUGUGUACGGAAGCCUUGAGAGGCCAAAGUCUAUGGAUGAUAAGACAGCGUUGGACCUGCUGUCCAGUGACUUCUCUGCUGCUGCCUCUCUACCUGUAGCACCCGUCGCUUCAGGCGCUGCCACAACAAAGCUGGAACCUCCUGUGCUGGACUCAGAGCCCCUGAAGACUUAG